ACAAUACGUAUAAAUAAAAAAUAAUAAACAGUGACAUUAAAUCAUUUGCAGUUGUAACCAAUAGCAUAACCGCAAUAACAAUAGCAACAAUAAUAGUAGCAAUAAUAACAAUAAUAGUAAUAUUAAUAAUAAGAAUAAAAAAAAAAUUAGGAAGAUAAUGAUAAAUUAAAAAAGUAAUUAGAAAAAGCAGUAAGCAAAGAUGAAUUAAGACAAAUAAUGAAAGAAGAAUUAAAGCCAGUAGAAGAAGAGAUAAAAUAACAAGGAGAUAAGUUAGAAAAAUAAAUAAAAAACACAUAAAAUGAGAUGAAAAAAGAAGUGAACAAAAUGGGUCAAUAACUAUCAAGAAACGUAGAUAAAAUGGCAAGACAUUUAAGCAAAAAAAUGGACUAAAUACAUGAUGUAGUAAUGGAAAAUCAAAAAUCAAAUUAAGAAAUAACAAUAAUGAUAAUAGAUUAAUAAUUAACUUAAUUAAAAGAUGAAAAAGAAGUAAUUAAAGAAUAAAUAUAAUAAUUAAAAUUAGAAUUACCAUAAAUUUAUUCGUUUUGCGAUUAGUUUUUUUCCUGUCAAUAAUGCACAAAGUAAAAAAAAUGCGGAUGGUGUAAUAUGGAAUAAAGAUGUGUUUAAGGAGAUGAAAAUGGACCUAUUUAUAUUUCUUGUAGUUUCUACAAUAAAAAUUAAUGUAGUGGAAGUGAAUGCUCAGCUUAUUCUGAUUGUAAUAGUUGUUUAAGUAAUAUGAACUGUGGUUGGUGUAAUGAUGAAAAAAGAUUUACCGAAGGUUGUAUUGAAAGUGAAGCUAAUGGAUGUCCUUAGGAAGGAUGGUUUUAAAUUGAAGAAAAAAUAAAUAAUGUUUGCCCAAUACAUGAAAAAAUAGAAGAAAAAAAACCAAAGAAAAUAGAAAAAUAUCAAGUUAAAGGAAUUAAUUUAAACACUGAUGGAGAAUAAGUUGAAGAUAAUGAAGAAAAUGACAAAAGAGAUGGAGAAAAUGAAGAUGAAGAUAAAGAAGAAGAUAAAGAAGAAAAUGCAUAAAAAAAUGAGCAAGAAAAUGAAGAAGAAAAAGAUUAAUAAUAAUUAAUUUUAGAAAAUAAAUAAAAAACGGAUAAUAAAACUCCUAGUGAAAAAUAAAUAAUUUAUUAAAAAGUAAAUAUUUCUAACUUAAUUUUAUUUAUAUAAUAAAAAAAAUAAAAAUAGAAAGCUCAUUAAUUAAAAUAAAAAGAAAAAAGACUAAUCAAAGUAACCAAAUAAAUAAAAUCAUUAACUUUAAAACUUGAAAAAGCGAAAAAGAAACUUCAAGAAAUAAUAAAAUAAGAAGGUAAAUUUCAUUAAGAAAAUCAAUUAUAAAACCCUGAUUAGUUUAUUAAAGAUAAUGAAGUUCGAUUUGAUGGCGAAGAUUUAGACGGAGAAAAUUAACAUGAUGGUAAACAUGGCGAAGAUGGAGAAGAUGGAGAAGAUGGAGAAGAUGGAGAAGAUGGAGAAGAUGGGGAAGGCGGAAGACAUUUUAACGAUUUUUACAAAAGACAUAAUCAUAAUAAUGGCAAAUAAAUAAACGAAAAUUAAAAUUAAGAAAAUAAUAAUGAAAAAUCUAAAUAAGAAGCAGAUAAUGAGGAAAGCAAAGAAGAUUAAGAUGUUAGCGAAGAUGGAACUAAAGAAAAAAAACUUAAAUAAGAAGAAUAAGAGGAUAAAAAGAAUAAAGAUGAAGAAAUAAACAUUGAGGAAGAAAAAAAAGAAGAAGAAAAAGAAGAAAAAGAAGAAGAAGAAGAAGAAGAAGAAAAUGAAAAAGAAAAAGAAAAAGAAAAAGAAAAGGAAAAAGAAGAAGAAGAAGAAGAAGAAAAAAAAAAAGAAGAAGAAAAAAAAGAAGAAGAAAAAGAAGAAAAAGAAGAAAAAGAAGAAAAAGAAGAAAAGAAGAAGAAGAAGAAAAUAGAAAAGAAAAAGAAAAAGAAAAGGAAAAAGAAGAAGAAGAAGAAGAAGAAGAAGAAAAAAAGAACAAGAAAAAGAAGAAGAAGAAGAACAAGAAAAAGAAGAAAAAGAAGAAAAAGAAGAAAAAAAAGUAGAAGAAAAAAAAGAAGAAGAAAACAAUGA
Ichthyophthirius multifiliis is the source of this 2076-nucleotide messenger RNA. RefSeq lists its product as hypothetical. NCBI's taxonomy places the organism in Eukaryota, Ciliophora, Oligohymenophorea, Hymenostomatida. The transcript is spliced from 2 exons. The annotation marks the transcript as partial. The record is from RefSeq and is a predicted model, not a curated record.